AUGGUGAGAUACUCCAUUACUCCAUCCAACAUCGACAAGACUGUUAAAACUCGUGGUUCUUAUUUGCGUGUUCACUUUAAAAACACUCGAGAAACUGCAAAAGCAAUUUCUGGUAGAAAAUUACUUAAUGCAAUUAGAUAUUUGGAAGACGUAAAAGAACAUAAACAAGCUGUUCCUUUUAGAGGGUUUAAUGGUGGUGUCGGCCGUUGUGCUCAAGUUAAAGCUUUUGGUGCCACUCAAGGACGUUGGCCACAAAAAAGUGCCGAAUUUUUACUUGGGCUUUUGAGAAAUGCACAAAGCAAUGCAGAGAUUAAACAAUUAGAUAUUGAUAACUUAGUUAUUACUCAUAUUCAAGUAAACCAAGCUCCCAAACAAAGACGAAGAACUUAUAGAGCUCAUGGCCGUAUAAAUCCUUAUAUGAGUAAUCCAUGUCAUAUUGAAAUUAUUGUUACAGAAAAAGCUGCUCAAGUAAAACGGUUGGGGUUAAUCAUAAAUUGUAUAAUUCCUUAG
Messenger RNA from Entrophospora candida, 510 nucleotides. NCBI's taxonomy places the organism in Eukaryota, Fungi, Glomeromycota, Glomeromycetes, Entrophosporales, Entrophosporaceae. The record is from the annotation of a GenBank genome assembly.